Molecule: messenger RNA, 1059 nt
Organism: Aspergillus terreus NIH2624
Lineage: Eukaryota; Fungi; Ascomycota; Eurotiomycetes; Eurotiales; Aspergillaceae
Product: peroxisomal membrane protein PEX14
Exons: 2
Coding region: 1-1059 (352 amino acids)
Biological process (GO): protein import into peroxisome matrix, docking
Cellular component (GO): peroxisomal membrane; peroxisomal importomer complex
Molecular function (GO): signaling receptor binding
Source: RefSeq, a predicted model, not a curated record
AUGUCCGACUCAAAGCCUAAACCCUCUAUUCCUCAAUGGCAACAACAACAACAACAACAACCACCCUCCGCCACCUCUAGCACAUCGCCGAGCUCCGACGACACAUCCUCCCGCGCAACGCUCGUCGAACAAGCCUCCAAAUUCCUACAGGAUGACUCCAUCCGCGACGCUCCUCUCGACCGCAAGAUCUCCUUCCUAGAAUCCAAGGGUCUGCGCAACGACGAAAUCGAAGGUCUUCUCGGCGUGGCGCGCAACCCCGAGGCGACCAGUCCGUCGGCCUCAACAACCGAGGACAAGAAGUCCACCGACUCAACCCCUACACCAUCGCCAGCGCCAGCAUCCCUCUACGGCGCAAGCGAAUACCUCGUGAAACCCAUGCUCGCCAGCCUCACCAGCGCCCGCCACGACCUCGCCGAAACCGCCAGCGCCAAUCUCCAGAAGCUCAACGAAAAGCUCGAGCAGAAUGUCUCCACCAUCCCACCGCAGCUCACGGCCCGCGCAUCCACCGCCGCCGCUCCAGAAGCCGACGAUGACGCCGAUGCCGAGUCCAUCACCUCCGACCCGACCGAGCUCUUCCAUCGCGACGUCGCAACGCAGACGUCCCAGGAGCUCAUCCAGGAUGCGACUGCGCCGUCGGCAGCGGGUGUCGUCAACCCCGCCGACGAGGCCGCCGCGCCGGACCCGCUGACCGCGGUGAACACCCACCACAAGCGUCUGGAGAUCAUCACGGCGAAUCUGCGCGAGUUUGCCGACUUGGAGAAGAACUCCGGGUCGCUCGACGACACAAUGCGCACCAAUCUGAACGAUCUGCAUCAUUACCUGGAUGGCCUGCUCUACAGUAAGCCUGGCUUUGGGACCGCGACGGGGUACGGCGUCUACAGUACCCCCGGUAUCGAUAGUGGCAGCGGCACCUCGACGGGCAUUAGCAAGGGCGAGGAGGAUGCCAUCUCCGGCUUCCGUUCGGAGAUUCGCGGCGUCAAGGGUGCGCUUCUCAGUGCGAGAAACUUUCCCUCUGGACGGGGAGGUCGUGUUGGCUCCGGAUUGGGGCUGAUUCGGUGA